AUGGAAGAGAUUGAAGCCCGUCUGAGACGAGCCAGGGGUAUUUCACCAGAUCCCGCCCAGUUCAGUGCCCUCCGAUCCUCCUCUUUGGAACAUGGCCGCCCCCUUGAAACAGAGAAAGCAAGUGUGUUAAAUUUGGAUUCAUCCAACGAGACGAGACCCCUCAGAGAGGAUAAGCGGAUUGAGGCCACAUUUCUUCCCCGGUCCGAAAACACCAAUGCCAACGCACCCAUGAAGCCGAGCUGGAAAUACAGUGGUACGGAUUUCCACGUCGUUGAAGCCAGCCAAAUAGAGUCACAGCACUCUACGCUUGAGAAGCGACCAUCUCUGCGGCCAAAAGAAGAGUUCUUUCUGAACACCGUUCGAAAAAAGGAGCCAAGAUACAGUGAUCCCACAGACUUUCCAGAUCGGGACGGGGCAGAGUUGGCAGUGCCGGAUUGCUUGUCCCCUCGCCGCAUGGCAACGACUGAACCCAAUCGGAGGGUGAAGGACGGCGGCGAGGGGUCUGCCCACACACUUUUUCUGUCUGAACGCAACCUAGCACCACCCCACCCACCAUUGUCCCGAUCGACUUCGACAGUGGAAUCCAGUCUUCCAUCCACGCCCCUGUCACUGUGCUCGCCAACAGAGGACCAGAUCCGACGACAACCGGAAAGGCCUAUCCUACACCAGGGGCUGGAAACGCUGGAGCUGGGAUAUCAAAGCCAGAAACCAUCAGUGUUGAAGUUGCCGACCUGGCAGAACGAUGAUGAGGACGAGGGUGAGUAUGGCGGUAGUGGGAAAGAAGAUCACUGGUGGCGACCGGGACAACCAGACUGCAGUCCCACCUUGUUCGGUACGCGCGAUCGACGAGCCGUUUCUUCAGCAAAGCCUCGAAGACGGCAAAAGAAAGGCAUCCUCAGCAUUUUCCAGAGGAGGUCUUCCGUGGAAAGGUUGAUCGACAUGUACUUUGAUGAUUAA
Molecule: messenger RNA, 957 nt
Organism: Capronia epimyces CBS 606.96
Lineage: Eukaryota; Fungi; Ascomycota; Eurotiomycetes; Chaetothyriales; Herpotrichiellaceae
Exons: 1
Coding region: 1-957 (318 amino acids)
Source: RefSeq, a predicted model, not a curated record